AGCCACCGAGAAGAAGAAGAAGAAGAAGAAGAAGAAGAAGAAGAAGAAGAAGAAGAAUUGCUUCGAUAUCUUCUUUCUUCUUGUUUCUCUCUUCCCUCAUAGAAGCGACCACAGAGCAGCGGAAGCAGCAGAGAUGAGCGAACGCGAGGCACGCGAUUUGAUGAGUGUAGACUCCUUCUCACAGCUCCCCUUCAUCCGUCCGGGCCCGAAGCCUUCCACCGCUGCUUCCGGCAUCCGCCUGUUUGGCAUCGAAGUCCCGCACCACCAUAACGCCGAAGAAGACAACGCCUCCAAAGACCACGCUGCCACCGCCACCACCAGCACUAACGGAGGAGGCGAGACUGCACGGAAGUUCGAGUGCCACUACUGUUGUCGUCACUUUCCGACAUCGCAAGCGCUCGGCGGGCACCAAAACGCCCACAAGCGCGAGCGUCAGCACGCGAAGCGAGCCCACCUCCAGUCCGCCGCCAUUGCCGCAGUCCACCACAGCCAGGCGGCCAUCUACGGCCAUCACGUCCACGGCCUCUUCAAUUACCACCACCCCCUUACCCCGCUCUCCCCCGCCGCAGCCCGCUUAGCCGUCGACUCCUCUGCGAUUCCCCCGCGCUACCCUUACGGGCACACUGCCAACGCUCGCUCCGGUGCUUGUUUCCACGGCUGUCUUGGCCCGGUGGCUCAGCCCAUCACCGUCAGCCCGUUGCCGGGCCUCUGGAGAGCCCCCGGCAUCGUGCAUGGUGCCGCCGCGAGCGUAGAAUUGAUCCAUGGCCACUCUCGCGUCCCUUCAGCCGUCGCCAGAGGAGAUCACGAGCCAAGAUUCACAGGAUCAUUUGACGGAGGUGUCAGAAUGAUGGGUGGCAACAAUCUCGACACUGCUGCUGCUUCUUCUGCGACUCCCAAAACCCAAUUCGCUCACCAGUUGAUGCCCAACAUGAAGGAGAACGUGAGCUUGGAUUUGCACCUGUGAUCAGUAUCAUCUUUCUCCUUUCCUUUCUUCUUCUUCUUCUUCUUUUCAUUCUUACUCAGCUUCUUCCAUCAUGCCGUUGUAUCGUUGAGAGAUCAAUAUAGCAUCUUCUUUGGCAGA
This is a messenger RNA of Musa acuminata AAA Group (dessert banana), 1081 nucleotides long. Its product is annotated as zinc finger protein 8-like. The record is from RefSeq and is a predicted model, not a curated record. Gene Ontology annotation, molecular function: DNA-binding transcription factor activity. Lineage: Eukaryota; Viridiplantae; Streptophyta; Magnoliopsida; Zingiberales; Musaceae. Gene Ontology annotation, biological process: trichome morphogenesis; trichome differentiation; response to gibberellin. The coding region runs from base 134 to 964 and encodes 276 amino acids. The transcript has a single exon.